AUGGAAUCCACACACCCGUCGCUGGGCGACACGAAAAAGGUUGCCAUUGGCACCGUCGACGAGCCCAACAAGCUUCAGAGCUAUGCAUCGGCCCCCGGUAUCGUCGACGAAGUCACACGCGUGGUCGACCACAAGGCCGAGCGACGUCUCUGCCGACGGUUUGACUUGCGUAUUCUUCCGAUUCUAGCUGUUAUGUACCUCUUCGUGGCCCUGGAUAAGGGAAACCUGGGAAAUGCAAAGACGGACAGAAUGACCGAGGAUCUCCAUUUCAAGCCCAAUCAGUAUAACUUGCUGCUAUCGAUCUUCUUCGUGCCCUUCGUGAUCUUCGCCCCGCCCUUCGCCAUGCUCGGAAAGAAGUUUAGUCCCGCUCGCGUGCUGCCGAUAUUGAUGCUUGCGUUUGGCUCAUUUACCCUGCUGUCCUCGGCUGCGUUUAACUUCGGGGGCAUCUUUGCGCUUCGCUGGUUUCUGGGCAUGGCUGAAGCCCCCUUCUUCCCCUUGGUCAUAUACUACCUGACCACCUUUUACCGUCGCGGUGAGCUGGCUCGUCGGCUGGCCUUCUUCUACGCCGCCUCAAACAUUGCCUAUGCCUUCUCGGGCCUGAUUGCGUUCGGCGUCUUCCAGAUCGAGGGCUCGAGUCUCCCCAACUGGCGCUACCUGUUCAUCAUCGAGGGUGGUGCAACAGUCGUCUUUGCGGUGUUCGCCUGGUUUUACCUCCCCAGAAGCGCGGCCGAAGCUACGUUCCUAUCCGAAGAGGAGAAGGCGCUAGCUUUCCAUCGUAUUCAGGUGGACUCGAGCGCGGUGGUCAAUGAGGAGUUCAGCCUACGCGAGGCGAUCGGCAUUUUCAAACAACCCACCACCUACGUUUUCCUCUGCAUUGAAAUCUGCCUUGGUGUUCCAUUACAGGGUGUGGCGCUCUUCAUGCCUCAGAUCGUGGCACGACUCGGUUAUUCGACCGUGAAGACCAAUCUCUAUACCGUGGCCCCGAAUGUGACCGGCGCCGUAGUGCUCCUGAUUCUCGCCUUCUGCUCGGAUUACAGUCGUCUACGAUCGCCCUUCCUGGUGCUAGGAUUUUUGCUCACCUUUACCGGCUUCAUGAUUUAUGCCUCCAUUGACGACGUCCACAAGGAGCUCCAGGUGGCAUACUUUGCGACCUUCAUGAUGACCUGGGGCACUUCCGCGCCGUCGGUAAUUCUGAGCACCUGGUAUAACAAUAAUAUUGCGCACGAAGGCCGCCGUGUCCUCCUGACCAGUAUCGGCGUGCCUCUGGCCAACCUGAUGGGUCUCGUCGGCAGUAAUGUCUUCCGGGAGCAGGAUGCCCCCAAGUACAUGCCAGCCCUGAUCACCGUCGGGGCCUUUGGUGCCACCGGGGCGUGUUUAGCGGGUCUGUUGGGGCUGUAUAUGCUGCUCGACAACAAGCGCCGCGACCGCCGUGACGGGGUGACGCUCCGUGCGCGGGAUAUUCCCACGGAAUGCAUGCGUGAGGGUCCUUCGUCCGCGCAAUUUAGGUGGCUCAUAUGA
Penicillium atrosanguineum is the source of this 1518-nucleotide messenger RNA. Its product is annotated as putative MFS transporter. Gene Ontology annotation, biological process: transmembrane transport. Gene Ontology annotation, cellular component: membrane. NCBI's taxonomy places the organism in Eukaryota, Fungi, Ascomycota, Eurotiomycetes, Eurotiales, Aspergillaceae. The transcript is spliced from 3 exons. The record is from RefSeq and is a predicted model, not a curated record. Gene Ontology annotation, molecular function: transmembrane transporter activity. The coding region runs from base 1 to 1518 and encodes 505 amino acids.